Nyctereutes procyonoides (raccoon dog) is the source of this 920-nucleotide messenger RNA. Its product is annotated as granzyme B-like. Gene Ontology annotation, cellular component: cytoplasm; intracellular membrane-bounded organelle. Gene Ontology annotation, molecular function: serine-type endopeptidase activity. The transcript has 5 exons. Gene Ontology annotation, biological process: proteolysis. NCBI's taxonomy places the organism in Eukaryota, Metazoa, Chordata, Mammalia, Carnivora, Canidae. The record is from RefSeq and is a predicted model, not a curated record. Bases 97 to 858 code for a protein of 253 amino acids.
GGUCAGGGAGCCCAUCUGCACCCCCUUCCUCUCCCAGGAGCUAUAAAGGAGUGCAGAAGCACCAGCAGCUCCGACCUGAGCAGCCUCCCGGAGAAGAUGCAGCCACUCCUGCUCCUGCUCCUGCUGGCCUUUUGCCUGUCUUCUGGGGCCAAGGCAGGAGAGAUCAUCGGGGGACAUGAGGCCAAGCCCCACUCACGGCCCUAUAUGGCAUUACUUCAGAUUGAAAGCCCGAGCGGGCAGAUCAAGUGUGGUGGGUUCCUGAUACAAGCGAUGUUCGUGCUGACAGCCGCUCACUGUUGGGGAAGCUCCAUCAGAGUCACCCUGGGCGCCCACAACAUCAAGGAACAGGAGAAGACCCAGCAGGUCAUCCCCGUGAGAAGAGCCAUCCGCCACCCAGACUAUAGUCCAAAGAACUACUCCAGUGACAUCAUGCUACUGCUGCUGGAGAGGAAGGCCAAGUUGACUGCGGCUGUGAAGACUCUCCCCCUGCCCAGGGGCAAGGCCCGGGUGAGGCCAGGACAGGUGUGCAGUGUGGCCGGCUGGGGGCAGAUUGAGGCCAAGACACGCAGGUACCCAGACACUCUGCAGGAGGUGUCACUGGAAGUGCAGAAGGAUUCAGAGUGCGAAUUCCUCUUACCCAAGUAUUAUGACAGCACCACUCAGCUGUGCGUGGGGAAUCCAAAGGAAACCAAGUCUUCCUUUCAGGGAGAUUCUGGGGGCCCUCUCGUGUGUAACAAUGUGGCUCAAGGCAUUGUCUCCUAUGGACUAAAAAAUGGGAGACCUCCCCGGGCCUACACCAAAAUCUCAAGUUUCCUGCCCUGGAUAAAGGAAACCAUGAAGAAGCUCCACCCGCAGUAACCAGACUAUCUGCUCUAGAGCUGAUCCAGAAUCACACUGGGAAGGGUGGAGGGAGGGUGCCA